This is a messenger RNA of Diorhabda sublineata, 1558 nucleotides long. Its product is annotated as myrosinase 1-like. The transcript has 10 exons. Gene Ontology annotation, biological process: carbohydrate metabolic process. The record is from RefSeq and is a predicted model, not a curated record. Gene Ontology annotation, molecular function: beta-glucosidase activity. The coding region runs from base 51 to 1520 and encodes 489 amino acids. NCBI's taxonomy places the organism in Eukaryota, Metazoa, Arthropoda, Insecta, Coleoptera, Chrysomelidae.
AAAAUCAAAUUCCAUACGUUUAUAAUAAACAUUUUUUGAGAUUCUUUAUCAUGUAUUUAUUAUUGUUAUUUAAGAUAAUAUUUGUAAACGCAAUAACAGUAAAGUCUAUGUCUGAUGAUUAUGUCAUUAACAAUAAAAGAUUUCCUGUUGAUUUUAUGUUCGGUGUAGCAACAUCUGCGUAUCAAAUAGAAGGGGCUUGGGAUGAAGACGGUAAAGGCGUCAGUAUCUGGGAUCAUUUCACUCACACAAACUCUUCUGUUAUAAAAGAUAAAAGCAACGGAGACAUAUCUUGCGAUUCUUAUCACAAAAUUAAAGAUGAUGUCGCUUUAUUGAAAAACUUAGGUGUUAACCAUUAUAGGUUUUCGAUAGCUUGGACCAGAAUUAUACCAAACGGUUUUCGAGGUGAUGUUAAUCAAAAAGGAAUUGAAUAUUAUAAAACUUUGAUAAAAGAAUUGAAAGAUAAUAAUAUAGAACCGUUGGUUACAUUGUACCAUUGGGAUUUACCACAAUUUUUACAAGAUUUGGGUGGUUUUUUCAGUGAUUCUUUAUCUGUAUGGUUCGCCGAAUAUGCAAGAGUUUGCUUCGAAGCUUUCGGUGAAGAUAUUAAAUAUUGGGUUACUUUUAACGAGCCCAAAUCAAUUUGUAAUAAUGGAUAUGGUAAUGGUAGAUCAGCUCCUGGUAUUUAUAAUCCUGGUAUUGGUGAAUAUAUUUGUAUUCACAAUCUUAUUAAGGCCCAUGCUGCAGCUUACCACGUGUAUGAUAAAGAAUUUAGGGACAAAUAUCAUGGUAAAGUGACCUUGGUACAUAGUGUAAGUUACUGUCAAGCUAAAACUAAUAGUUCUGAAGAUAUUGAAGCAGCUGAACGAAAUAUAUUGUUCAAUUUAGGAUGGCUGGCAGAUCCCAUACAUUUUGGGGAUUAUCCCGAAGUUAUGAAAAAUAGAAUUGCCAUGCGUAGUAAAGCUGAAGGUUUCAUAAAAUCGCGUUUACCCGAGUUUACCGAAGAAGAAAAAGCGUUAAAUAGACAUACUUCUGAUUAUUUUGCCAUAAAUUCUUAUAAUUCCUAUUUCGGUUAUGCCAUAGACGAGCCCCCAAUUGUUUUGCCACCAAGUAUAGAUAACGACACCGCCGUGGGGGUAACUUUUGAAAAAGCAGGGGAUGGUUCUUUUGGGAUGGGAAAAUUAUUAUUAUGGAUAAAAGAUAGAUACGAUAAUCCCGAUAUGAUAAUUACUGAAAAUGGUUUGAUGACUGAAACCGAAACGUUGGAAGACGAUGAUAGAAUAAGUGUGGUUAGAAACUGUUUGAGUCGAUUUAGAGAUGUUAUGGAUGAAGUAAAGUUAUUAGGUUACACACUGUGGAGUGUCAUGGAUAAUUUUGAGUGGACACGUGGAUAUACAGCAAAGUAUGGCAUUUAUCACGUAGACUUCAACGAUCCAAAUAGAACGAGAACUGAGAAGAAAUCAGGAGCUUGGUAUAAAGAAUUAAUUAAAACACGAUGUUUAACAGAUGAAUGUGUUGAAUAAUAAUAGUGGAUUAAUAAAUAUUUUAAUAAACUAAUAAA